Messenger RNA from Closterium sp. Naga37s-1, 15585 nucleotides. The record is from the annotation of a GenBank genome assembly. NCBI's taxonomy places the organism in Eukaryota, Viridiplantae, Streptophyta, Zygnematophyceae, Desmidiales, Closteriaceae.
GCGUUAAUCCUGUUGUUCGAGUCGUCGUCAGGCUACGGCCUGUUCGAAGUCAAGGCGCUGGACGAGUUGGCGCAGAGCUCGGACGCUGUCCAGGCGUCCGUGGCGGAUCUCACUCGCUUCAGCCAGGUCGUCAAUCUCUCCGCAUUCAAACCCUUCAGCUCAGCGGCAGACGCGCUCGAGCAAUGCAACGCCGUCUCUGAAGGGCUGCUGACCCCGGAGCUGCAGAGCUUCCUGGAGAUGAAUCUGCCCAAGGCCAAGGCCAAGGCGGGCAAGAAGCCGUCGUACCAGCUGGGCGUGUCGGAGUCGAAGCUGGGCUCCGCCAUUCAGGAGACGGCGGGCGUGCCGUGCGUCAGCAACGACCUCGUCAUGGAGCUCAUGCGCGGCGUGCGGCUGCACUUCGCGCGGUUCGUGAAGGAGCUGAAGGAGGGCGACGUGGCGAAGGCGCAGCUGGGGUUGGGGCACAGCUACAGUCGCAGCAAGGUGAAGUUCAACGUGAACCGCGUGGACAACAUGAUCAUCCAGGCCAUCUCGCUGCUCGACACGCUCGACAAAGACGUCAACACCUUCUGCAUGCGCGUCAGGGAGUGGUACUCGUGGCACUUCCCCGAGCUGGCGCGCAUCGUGACGGACAACUACACGUACGCGCGCGUGGCGCGGCGCGUGCGGGACAAGGCGACGUUGACGGAGGAGGCGGUGGCGGAGUUGACGGAGAUCAUCGGCGACGAGGAUAAGGCCAAGGAGGUGCUCGACGCCGCCAAGGCCAGCAUGGGCCAGGACAUCUCACCGAUCGACCUGAUCAACAUAGAGGCGUUCGCGUCGCGCGUGGUGGCGCUGGUGGAGUACCGGCGCGACCUGCACUCGUACCUGACGGCCAAGAUGCACGACGUGGCGCCCAACCUCGCCGCGCUCAUCGGCGAGAUGGUGGGCGCGCGCCUCAUCUCGCACGCGGGCAGCCUCACGAACCUCGCCAAGUACCCCGCCAGCACCGUGCAGAUCCUCGGCGCCGAGAAGGCCCUCUUCAGGGCGCUGAAGACGAAGGGCAACACGCCCAAGUACGGGCUGAUCUUCCACUCGUCCUUCAUCGGGCGUGCGUCCGCCAAGAACAAGGGGCGCAUCAGCCGCUACCUCGCCAACAAGUGCUCCAUGGCCUCGCGCAUCGACUGCUUCUCAGAGGUGAGCACGAGUGUGUUUGGGGAGAAGUUGAAGCAGCAGGUGGAGGACCGCCUCGAGUUCUACGACAAGGGCGUGGCGCCCAAGCGCAACCUGGACGUCAUGAAGGCCGCCAUCUCCGCCGCCAAGGCCGAGGCAGAGGCCGAUGCUGAUGUGACGAUCCCAGUGCAGCACGUUGUCACCUCACCCCCUGCCUUGCCUUGUCUUGGUUUGCUCAACCCGUCCUUGCAUUCUUGUCCUCUUGUGCUCGUGUGGCUGGUGGUGAUGGCAGAAGGAGAGGCUGCAGCAGGCGGGGCGGCAGAGGGGACACCAAAGAAGAAGAAGAAAAAGGCAGCAGCAGAGGCGGAUGGGGAGACGCCAGGCAGUGGCAAGAAGAGCAAGAAGAAGGUGAAGGAUGAGGCUGCAGGGGAGGCAGCAGCCAGCGACUUCUACCCGCAUCGAUCCACCACCGCCACUGGCGCGCCCGCUGCCGCCGGGGCAGCCGCCGAGCCCCGCCCCUGGUUGAGUGCGGCGUGCGCGUGGGUGGCGCCGUUCGCCCUGGGCGCCGUGCUGGGCGCCGUGGCGUGCUCGCUGCUGCUGCUGCCCCUCGCACUCACGCCGCUGGACGCGCAGGGAGGGGACGAGGGGCUCCUGCUGCAAUCACACGCGGACACGUGGCAGGAGGGGCAAGGGGCGUGGCAGGGGGGAGCGGCAGCAUCGUUCGACCAGCCUGUGGUGCCCCGCCCGCCCGCCUCUGCUGCGAGCGGCGCACUGCCCUUGGCGCCCCUCGCUGCCCUUGACUCCAGCAGUGCACCUGCCAGUGGUGGUGCUGCGGGUGAGAGCGAUGGUGACACGGAGGGAGCAGAGGCAUGGGCGGGAGAUGCUGCCAUGCCUGAUCUGCAAGGCAGGCACCCAGCAGUGCGGGCGCUGGUGGAGGCGAACGGGCAGGUGAUGCGGCAGCAGCAGCAGGCAGUGGCGCUGGCAGAGGAGGACGAGAGGGGCAUGCACGCCGUGCUCACUGCCGCCCUGCAGGAGCUGGAGAGGGAGCGAUUCAUGCCACAUGGCACCGUGUCAUUGGUGCAGCCGGAAUCCCUGGCGGCGCUGGCAGAGGCAGUGAGGGCGAGGCAGGAGGAGGCAAACAAGGCAGGCGUGGAGGGGCAGGCAGCAGCCGGCGCAUUGCAGGCAGCAGAGCAGGCGGUGCUUGGUGCAGUGGCAGCGGGGGGAGGGCAGACGGCGGACUUCUCGUCCCUUGUCAGCGAGGCACAGGCGGCUGGGCGCGUGGGGCGCAUGGGGCAUGAUGCAGUGGGGGCGAGUGCGGGAGAAGGAGAGGGCGAGGGUGCAGCGGAUGGGGAGAUAUGGGGCGGUGGGAGGGAGGGGGUGAGGCGGUGCAUGGUGCUGCAGUGUGCGGUGGAGGCACAGCAGCAGGCAGUUGCUGCAGGUACGUUGAGGGUGACAACACACAGGGCGGGCAGGGCUGGCUUGGGGGAUGGACGUGGGAAAGCACGGCAGAAGGAAGGGUGGCAUGUGCGUGUGGCAGUGGUGGCAUGUGCGUGUGGCAGUGGUGGCAUGUGCGUGUGGCAGUGGUGGCAUGUGCGUGUGGCAGUGGUGGCAUGUGCGUGUGGCAGUGGUGGCAUGUGCGUGUGGCAGUGGUGGCAUGUGCGUGUGGCAGUGGUGGCAUGUGCGUGUGGCAGUGGUGGCAUGUGCGUGUGGCAGUGGUGGCAUGUGCGUGUGGCAGUGGUGGCAUGUGCGUGUGGCAGUGGUGGCAUGUGCGUGUGGCAGUGGUGGCAUGUGCGUGUGGCAGUGGUGGCAUGUGCGUGUGGCAGUGGUGGCAUGUGCGUGUGGCAGUGGUGGCAUGUGCGUGUGGCAGUGGUGGCAUGUGCGUGUGGCAGUGGUGGCAUGUGCGUGUGGCAGUGGUGGCAUGUGCGUGUGGCAGUGGUGGCAUGUGCGUGUGGCAGUGGUGGCAUGUGCGUGUGGCAGUGGUGGCAUUGUGCGUGUGGCAGUGGUGGCAUGUGCGUGUGGCAGUGGUGGCAUGUGCGUGUGGCAGUGGUGGCAUGUGCGUGUGGCAGUGGUGGCAUGUGCGUGUGGCAGUGGUGGCAUGUGCGUGUGGCAGUGGUGGCAUGUGCGUGUGGCAGUGGUGGCAUGUGCGUGUGGCAGUGGUGGCAUGUGCGUGUGGCAGUGGUGGCAUGUGCGUGUGGCAGUGGUGGCAUGUGCGUGUGGCAGUGGUGGCAUGUGCGUGUGGCAGUGGUGGCAUGUGCGUGUGGCAGUGGUGGCAUGUGCGUGUGGCAGUGGUGGCAUGUGCGUGUGGCAGUGGUGGCAUGUGCGUGUGGCAGUGGUGGCAUGUGCGUGUGGCAGUGGUGGCAUGUGCGUGUGGCAGUGGUGGCAUGUGCGUGUGGCAGUGGUGGCAUGUGCGUGUGGCAGUGGUGGCAUGUGCGUGUGGCAGUGGUGGCAUGUGCGUGUGGCAGUGGUGGCAUGUGCGUGUGGCAGUGGUGGCAUGUGCGUGUGGCAGUGGUGGCAUGUGCGUGUGGCAGUGGUGGCAUGUGCGUGUGGCAGUGGUGGCAUGUGCGUGUGGCAGUGGUGGCAUGUGCGUGUGGCAGUGGUUGGCAUGUGCGUGUGGCAGUGGUGGCAUGUGCGUGUGGCAGUGGUGGCAUGUGCGUGUGGCAGUGGUGGCAUGUGCGUGUGGCAGUGGUGGCAUGUGCGUGUGGCAGUGGUGGCAUGUGCGUGUGGCAGUGGUGGCAUGUGCGUGUGGCAGUGGUGGCAUGUGCGUGUGGCAGUGGUGGCAUGUGCGUGUGGCAGUGGUGGCAUGUGCGUGUGGCAGUGGUGGCAUGUGCGUGUGGCAGUGGUGGCAUGUGCGUGUGGCAGUGGUGGCAUGUGCGUGUGGCAGUGGUGGCAUGUGCGUGUGGCAGUGGUGGCAUGUGCGUGUGGCAGUGGUGGCAUGUGCGUGUGGCAGUGGUGGCAUGUGCGUGUGGCAGUGGUGGCAUGUGCGUGUGGCAGUGGUGGCAUGUGCGUGUGGCAGUGGUGGCAUGUGCGUGUGGCAGUGGUGGCAUGUGCGUGUGGCAGUGGUGGCAUGUGCGUGUGGCAGUGGUGGCAUGUGCGUGUGGCAGUGGUGGCAUGUGCGUGUGGCAGUGGUGGCAUGUGCGUGUGGCAGUGGUGGCAUGUGCGUGUGGCAGUGGUGGCAUGUGCGUGUGGCAGUGGUGGCAUGUGCGUGUGGCAGUGGUGGCAUGUGCGUGUGGCAGUGGUGGCAUGUGCGUGUGGCAGUGGUGGCAUGUGCGUGUGGCAGUGGUGGCAUGUGCGUGUGGCAGUGGUGGCAUGUGCGUGUGGCAGUGGUGGCAUGUGCGUGUGGCAGUGGUGGCAUGUGCGUGUGGCAGUGGUGGCAUGUGCGUGUGGCAGUGGUGGCAUGUGCGUGUGGCAGUGGUGGCAUGUGCGUGUGGCAGUGGUGGCAUGUGCGUGUGGCAGUGGUGGCAUGUGCGUGUGGCAGUGGUGGCAUGUGCGUGUGGCAGUGGUGGCAUGUGCGUGUGGCAGUGGUGGCAUGUGCGUGUGGCAGUGGUGGCAUGUGCGUGUGGCAGUGGUGGCAUGUGCGUGUGGCAGUGGUGGCAUGUGCGUGUGGCAGUGGUGGCAUGUGCGUGUGGCAGUGGUGGCAUGUGCGUGUGGCAGUGGUGGCAUGUGCGUGUGGCAGUGGUGGCAUGUGCGUGUGGCAGUGGUGGCAUGUGCGUGUGCAGUGGUGGCAUGUGCGUGUGGCAGUGGUGGCAUGUGCGUGUGGCAGUGGUGGCAUGUGCGUGUGGCAGUGGUGGCAUGUGCGUGUGGCAGUGGUGGCAUGUGCGUGUGGCAGUGGUGGCAUGUGCGUGUGGCAGUGGUGGCAUGUGCGUGUGGCAGUGGUGGCAUGUGCGUGUGGCAGUGGUGGCAUGUGCGUGUGGCAGUGGUGGCAUGUGCGUGUGGCAGUGGUGGCAUGUGCGUGUGGCAGUGGUGGCAUGUGCGUGUGGCAGUGGUGGCAUGUGCGUGUGGCAGUGGUGGCAUGUGCGUGUGGCAGUGGUGGCAUGUGCGUGUGGCAGUGGUGGCAUGUGCGUGUGGCAGUGGUGGCAUGUGCGUGUGGCAGUGGUGGCAUGUGCGUGUGGCAGUGGUGGCAUGUGCGUGUGGCAGUGGUGGCAUGUGCGUGUGGCAGUGGUGGCAUGUGCGUGUGGCAGUGGUGGCAUGUGCGUGUGGCAGUGGUGGCAUGUGCGUGUGGCAGUGGUGGCAUGUGCGUGUGGCAGUGGUGGCAUGUGCGUGUGGCAGUGGUGGCAUGUGCGUGUGGCAGUGGUGGCAUGUGCGUGUGGCAGUGGUGGCAUGUGCGUGUGGCAGUGGUGGCAUGUGCGUGUGGCAGUGGUGGCAUGUGCGUGUGGCAGUGGUGGCAUGUGCGUGUGGCAGUGGUGGCAGUGGUGGCAGUGGUGGCAUGUGCGUGUGGCAGUGGUGGCAUGUGCGUGUGGCAGUGGUGGCAUGUGCGUGUGGCAGUGUGGCAGUGGUGGCAUGUGCGUGUGGCAGUGGUGGCAUGUGCGUGUGGCAGUGGUGGCAUGUGCGUGUGGCAGUGGUGGCAUGUGCGUGUGGCAGUGGUUGCAUGUGCGUGUGGCAGUGGUGGCAUGUGCGUGUGCAGUGGGGCAUGUGCGUGUGGCAGUGGUGGCAUGUGCGUGUGGCAGUGGUGGCAUGUGCGUGUGGCAGUGGUGGCAUGUGCGUGUGGCAGUGGUGGCAUGUGCGUGUGGCAGUGGUGGCAUGUGCGUGUGGCAGUGGUGGCAUGUGCGUGUGGCAGUGGUGGCAUGUGCGUGUGGCAGUGGUGGCAUGUGCGUGUGGCAGUGGUGGCAUGUGCGUGUGGCAGUGGUGGCAUGUGCGUGUGGCAGUGGUGGCAUGUGCGUGUGGCAGUGGUGGCAUGUGCGUGUGGCAGUGGUGGCAUGUGCGUGUGGCAGUGGUGGCAUGUGCGUGUGGCAGUGUGGCAUGUGCGUGUGGCAGUGGUGGCAUGUGCGUGUGGCAGUGGUGGCAUGUGCGUGUGGCAGUGGUGGCAUGUGCGUGUGGCAGUGGUGGCAUGUGCGUGUGGCAGUGGUGGCAUGUGCGUGUGGCAGUGGUGGCAUGUGCGUGUGGCAGUGGUGGCAUGUGCGUGUGGCAGUGGUGGCAUGUGCGUGUGGCAGUGGUGGCAUGUGCGUGUGGCAGUGGUGGCAUGUGCGUGUGGCAGUGGUGGCAUGUGCGUGUGGCAGUGGUGGCAUGUGCGUGUGGCAGUGGUGGCAUGUGCGUGUGGCAGUGGUGGCAUGUGCGUGUGGCAGUGUUGGCAUGUGCGUGUGGCAGUGGUGGCAUGUGCGUGUGGCAGUGGUGGCAUGUGCGUGUGGCAGUGGUGGCAUGUGCGUGUGGCAGUGGUGGCAUGUGCGUGUGGCAGUGGUGGCAUGUGCGUGUGGCAGUGGUGGCAUGUGCGUGUGGCAGUGGUGGCAUGUGCGUGUGGCAGUGGUGGCAUGUGCGUGUGGCAGUGGUGGCAUGUGCGUGUGGCAGUGGUGGCAUGUGCGUGUGGCAGUGGUGGCAUGUGCGUGUGGCAGUGGUGGCAUGUGCGUGUGGCAGUGGUGGCAUGUGCGUGUGGCAGUGGUGGCAUGUGCGUGUGGCAGUGGUGGCAUGUUGCGUGUGGCAGUGGUGGCAUGUGCGUGUGGCAGUGGUGGCAUGUGCGUGUGGCAGUGGUGGCAUGUGCGUGUGGCAGUGGUGGCAUGUGCGUGUGGCAGUGGUGGCAUGUGCGUGUGGCAGUGGUGGCAUGUGCGUGUGGCAGUGGUGGCAUGUGCGUGUGGCAGUGGUGGCAUGUGCGUGUGGCAGUGGUGGCAUGUGCGUGUGGCAGUGGUGGCAUGUGCGUGUGGCAGUGGUGGCAUGUGCGUGUGGCAGUGGUGGCAUGUGCGUGUGGCAGUGGUGGCAUGUGCGUGUGGCAGUGGUGGCAUGUGCGUGUGGCAGUGGUGGCAUGUGCGUGUGGCAGUGGUGGCAUGUGCGUGUGGCAGUGGUGGCAUGUGCGUGUGGCAGUGGUGGCAUGUGCGUGUGGCAGUGGUGGCAUGUGCGUGUGGCAGUGGUGGCAUGUGCGUGUGGCAGUGGUGGCAUGUGCGUGUGGCAGUGGUGGCAUGUGCGUGUGGCAGUGGUGGCAUGUGCGUGUGGCAGUGGUGGCAUGUGCGUGUGGCAGUGGUGGCAUGUGCGUGUGGCAGUGGUGGCUAUGUGGCGUGUGGGCAGUGGUGGCAUGUGCGUGUGGCAGUGGUGGCAUGUGCGUGUGGCAGUGGUGGCAUGUGCGUGUGGCAGUGGUGGCAUGUGCGUGUGGCAGUGGUGGCAUGUGCUGUGUGGCAGUGGUGGCAUGUGCGUGUGGCAGUGGUGGCAUGUGCGGUGUGGCAGUGGUGGCAUGUGCGUGUGGCAGUGGUGGCAUGUGCGUGUGGCAGUGGUGGCAUGUGCGUGUGGCAGUGGUGGCAUGUGCGUGUGGCAGUGGUGGCAUGUGCGUGUGGCAGUGGUGGCAUGUGCGUGUGGCAGUGGUGGCAUGUGCGUGUGGCAGUGGUGGCAUGUGCGUGUGGCAGUGGUGGCAUGUGCGUGUGGCAGUGGUGGCAUGUGCGUGUGGCAGUGGUGGCAUGUGCGUGUGGCAGUGGUGGCAUGUGCGUGUGCAGUGUGGCAUGUGGUGGCAUGGUGGCAGUGGGUGGCAGUGGUGGCAUGUGCGUGUGCAGUGGUGGCAUGUGCGUGUGGCAGUGGUGGCAUGUGCGUGUGGCAGUGGUGGCAUGUGCGUGUGGCAGUGGUGGCAUGUGCGUGUGGCAGUGGUGGCAUGUGCGUGUGGCAGUGGUGGCAUGUGCGUGUGGCAGUGGUGGCAUGUGCGUGUGGCAGUGGUGGCAUGUGCGUGUGGCAGUGGUGGCAUGUGCGUGUGGCAGUGGUGGCAUGUGCGUUGUGGCAGUGGUGGCAUGUGCGUGUGGCAGUGGUGGCAUGUGCGUGUGGCAGUGGUGGCAUGUGCGUGUGGCAGUGGUGGCAUGUGCGUGUGGCAGUGGUGGCAUGUGCGUGUGGCAGUGGUGGCAUGUGCGUGUGGCAGUGGUGGCAUGUGCGUGUGGCAGUGGUGGCAUGUGCGUGUGGCAGUGGUGGCAUGUGCGUGUGGCAGUGGUGGCAUGUGCGUGUGGCAGUGGUGGCAUGUGCGUGUGGCAGUGGUGGCAUGUGCGUGUGGCAGUGGUGGCAUGUGCGUGUGGCAGUGGUGGCAUGUGCGUGUGGCAGUGGUGGCAUUGUGCGUGUGGCAGUGGUGGCAUGUGCGUGUGGCAGUGGUGGCAUGUGCGGGUGGCAGUGGUGCAUGUGCGUGUGGCAGUGGUGGCAUGUGCGUGUGGCAGUGGUGGCAUGUGCGUGUGGCAGUGGUGGCAUGUGCGUGUGGCAGUGGUGGCAUGUGCGUGUGGCAGUGGUGGCAUGUGCGUGUGGCAGUGGUGGCAUGUGCGUGUGGCAGUGGUGGCAUGUGCGUGUGGCAGUGGUGGCAUGUGCGUGUGGCAGUGGUGGCAUGUGGCGUGUGGCAGUGGUGGCAUGUGCGUGUGGCAGUGGUGGCAUGUGCGUGUGGCAGUGGUGGCAUGUGCGUGUGGCAGUGGUGGCAUGUGCGUGUGGCAGUGGUGGCAUGUGCGUGUGGCAGUGGUGCAUGUGCGUGUGGCAGUGGUGGCAUGUGCGUGUGGCAGUGGUGGCAUGUGCGUGUGGCAGUGGUGGCAUGUGCGUGUGGCAGUGGUGGCAUGUGCGUGUGGCAGUGGUGGCAUGUGCGUGUGGCAGUGGUGGCAUGUGCGUGGGCAGUGGUGGCAUGUGCGUGUGGCAGUGGUGGCAUGUGCGUGUGGCAGUGGUGGCAUGUGCGUGUGGCAGUGGUGGCAUGUGCGUGUGGCCGUGGUGGCAUGUUGCGUGUGGCAGUGGUGGCAUGUGCGUGUGGCAGUGGUGGCAUGUGCGUGUGGCAGUGGUGGGCAUGUGCGUGUGGCAGUGGUGGCAUGUGCGUGUGGCAGUGGUGGCAUGUGCGUGUGGCAGUGGUGGCAUGUGCGUGUGGCAGUGGUGGCAUGUGCGUGUGGCAGUGGUGGCAUGUGCGUGUGGCAGUGGUGGCAUGUGCGUGUGGCAGUGGUGGCAUGUGCGUGUGGCAGUGGUGGCAUGUGCGUGUGGCAGUGGUGGCAUGUGCGUGUGGCAGUGGUGGCAUGUGCGUGUGGCAGUGGUGGCAUGUGCGUGUGGCAGUGGUGGCAUGUGCGUGUGGCAGUGGUGGCAUGUGCGUGUGGCAGUGGUGGCAUGUGCGUGUGGCAGUGGUGGCAUGUGCGUGUGGCAGUGGUGGCAUGUGCGUGUGGCAGUGGUGGCAUGUGCGUGUGGCAGUGGUGGCAUGUGCGUGUGGCAGUGGUGGCAUGUGCGUGUGGCAGUGGUGGCAUGUGCGUGUGGCAGUGGUGGCAUGUGCGUGUGGCAGUGGUGGCAUGUGCGUGUGGCAGUGGUGGCAUGUGCGUGUGGCAGUGGUGGCAUGUGCGUGUGGCAGUGGUGGCAUGUGCGUGUGGCAGUGGUGGCAUGUGCGUGUGGCAGUGGUGGCAUGUGCGUGUGGCAGUGGUGGCAUGUGCGUGUGGCAGUGGUGGCAUGUGCGUGUGGCAGUGGUGGCAUGUGCGUGUGGCAGUGGUGGCAUGUGCGUGUGGCAGUGGUGGCAUGUGCGUGUGGCAGUGGUGGCAUGUGCGUGUGGCAGUGGUGGCAUGUGCGUGUGGCAGUGGUGGCAUGUGCGUGUGGCAGUGGUGGCAUGUGCGUGUGGCAGUGGUGGCAUGUGCGUGUGGCAGUGGUGGCAUGUGCGUGUGGCAGUGGUGGCAUGUGCGUGUGGCAGUGGUGGCAUGUGCGUGUGGCAGUGGUGGCAUGUGCGUGUGGCAGUGGUGGCAUGUGCGUGUGGCAGUGGUGGCAUGUGCGUGUGGCAGUGGUGGCAUGUGCGUGUGGCAGUGGUGGCAUGUGCGUGUGGCAGUGGUGGCAUGUGCGUGUGGCAGUGGUGGCAUGUGCGUGUGGCAGUGGUGGCAUGUGCGUGUGGCAGUGGUGGCAUGUGCGUGUGGCAGUGGUGGCAUGUGCGUGUGGCAGUGGUGGCAUGUGCGUGUGGCAGUGGUGGCAUGUGCGUGUGGCAGUGGUGGCAUGUGCGUGUGGCAGUGGUGGCAUGUGCGUGUGGCAGUGGUGGCAUGUGCGUGUGGCAGUGGUGGCAUGUGCGUGUGGCAGUGGUGGCAUGUGCGUGUGGCAGUGGUGGCAUGUGCGUGUGGCAGUGGUGGCAUGUGCGUGUGGCAGUGGUGGCAUGUGCGUGUGGCAGUGGUGGCAUGUGCGUGUGGCAGUGGUGGCAUGUGCGUGUGGCAGUGGUGGCAUGUGCGUGUGGCAGUGGUGGCAUGUGCGUGUGGCAGUGGUGGCAUGUGCGUGUGGCAGUGGUGGCAUGUGCGUGUGGCAGUGGUGGCAUGUGCGUGUGGCAGUGGUGGCAUGUGCGUUGUGGCAGUGGUGGCAUGUGCGUGUGGCAGUGGUGGCAUGUGCGUGUGGCAGUGGUGGCAUGUGCGUGUGGCAGUGGUGGCAUGUGCGUGUGGCAGUGGUGGCAUGUGCGUGUGGCAGUGGUGGCAUGUGCGUGUGGCAGUGGUGGCAUGUGCGUGUGGCAGUGGUGGCAUGUGCGUGUGGCAGUGGUGGCAUGUGCGUGUGGCAGUGGUGGCAUGUGCGUGUGGCAGUGGUGGCAUGUGCGUGUGGCAGUGGUGGCAUGUGCGUGUGGCAGUGGUGGCAUGUGCGUGUGGCAGUGGUGGCAUGUGCGUGUGGCAGUGGUGGCAUGUGCGUGUGGCAGUGGUGGCAUGUGCGUGUGGCAGUGGUGGCAGGUGCGUGUGGCAGUGGUGGCAUGUGCGUGUGGCAGUGGUGGCAUGUGCGUGUGGCAGUGGUGGCAUGUGCGUGUGGCAGUGGUGGCAUGUGCGUGUGGCAGUGGUGGCAUGUGCGUGUGGCAGUGGUGGCAUGUGCGUGUGGCAGUGGUGGCAUGUGCGUGUGGCAGUGGUGGCAUGUGCGUGUGGCAGUGGUGCAUGUGCGUGUGGCAGUGGUGGCAUGUGCGUGUGGCAGUGGUGGCAUGUGCGUGUGGCAGUGGUGGCAUGUGCGUGUGGCAGUGGUGGCAUGUGCGUGUGGCAGUGGUGGCAUGUGCGUGUGGCAGUGGUGGCAUGUGCGUGUGGCAGUGGUGGCAUGUGCGUGUGGCAGUGGUGGCAUGUGCGUGUGGCAGUGGUGGCAUGUGCGUGUGGCAGUGGUGGCAUGUGCGUGUGGCAGUGGUGGCAUGUGCGUGUGGCAGUGGUGGCAUGUGCGUGUGGCAGUGGUGGCAUGUGCGUGUGGCAGUGGGUGGCAUGUGCGUGUGGCAGUGGUGGCAUGUGCGUGUGGCAGUGGCUGGCAUGUGCGUGUGGCAGUGGUGGCAUGUGCGUGUGGCAGUGGUGGCAUGUGCGUGUGGCAGUGGUGGCAUGUGCGUGUGGCAGUGGUGGCAUGUGCGUGUGGCAGUGGUGGCAUGUGCGUGUGGCAGUGGUGGCAUGUGCGUUGUGGCAGUGGUGGCAUGUGCGUGUGGCAGUGGUGCAUGUGCGUGUGGCAGUGGUGGCAUGUGCGUGUGGCAGUGGUGGCAUGUGCGUGUGGCAGUGGUGGCAUGUGCGUGUGGCAGUGGUGGCAUGUGCGUGUGGCAGUGGUGGCAUGUGCGUGUGGCAGUGGUGGCAUGUGCGUGUGGCAGUGGUGGCAUGUGCGUGUGGCAGUGGUGGCAUGUGCGUGUGGCAGUGGUGGCAUGUGCGUGUGGCAGUGGUGGCAUGUGCGUGUGGCAGUGGUGGCAUGUGCGUGUGGCAGUGGUGGCAUGUGCGUGUGCAGUGUGGCAUGUGCGUGUGGCAGUGGUGGCAUGUGCGUGUGGCAGUGGUGGCAUGUGCGUGUGGCAGUGGUGGCAUGUGCGUGUGGCAGUGGUGGCAUGUGCGUGUGGCAGUGGUGGCAUGUGCGUGUGGCAGUGGUGGCAUGUGCGUGUGGCAGUGGUGGCAUGUGCGUGUGGCAGUGGUGGCAUGUGCGUGUGGCAGUGGUGGCAUGUGCGUGUGGCAGUGGUGGCAUGUGCGUGUGGCAGUGGUGGCAUGUGCGUGUGGCAGUGGUGGCAUGUGCGUGUGGCAGUGGUGGCAUGUGCGUGUGGCAGUGGUGGCAUGUGCGUGUGGCAGUGGUGGCAUGUGCGUGUGGCAGUGGUGGCAUGUGCGUGUGGCAGUGGUGGCAUGUGCGUGUGGCAGUGGUGGCAUGUGCGUGUGGCAGUGGUGGCAUGUGCGUGUGGCAGUGGUGGCAUGUGCGUGUGGCAGUGGUGGCAUGUGCGUGUGGCAGUGGUGGCAUGUGCGUGUGGCAGUGGUGGCAUGUGCGUGUGGCAGUGGUGGCAUGUGCGUGUGGCAGUGGUGGCAUGUGCGUGUGGCAGUGGUGGCAUGUGCGUGUGGCAGUGGUGGCAUGUGCGUGUGGCAGUGGUGGCAUGUGCGUGUGGCAGUGGUGGCAUGUGCGUGUGGCAGUGGUGGCAUGUGCGUGUGGCAGUGGUGGCAUGUGCGUGUGGCAGUGGUGGCAUGUGCGUGUGGCAGUGGUGGCAUGUGCGUGUGGCAGUGGUGGCAUGUGCGUGUGGCAGUGGUGGCAUGUGCGUGUGGCAGUGGUGGCAUGUGCGUGUGGCAGUGGUGGCAUGUGCGUGUGGCAGUGGUGGCAUGUGCGUGUGGCAGUGGUGGCAUGUGCGUGUGGCAGUGGUGGCAUGUGCGUGUGGCAGUGGUGGCAUGUGCGUGUGGCAGUGGUGGCAUGUGCGUGUGGCAGUGGUGGCAUGUGCGUGUGGCAGUGGUGGCAUGUGCGUGUGGCAGUGGUGGCAUGUGCGUGUGGCAGUGGUGGCAUGUGCGUGUGGCAGUGGUGGCAUGUGCGUGUGGCAGUGGUGGCAUGUGCGUGUGGCAGUGGUGGCAUGUGCGUGUGGCAGUGGUGGCAUGUGCGUGUGGCAGUGGUGGCAUGUGCGUGUGGCAGUGGUGGCAUGUGCGUGUGGCAGUGGUGGCAUGUGCGUGUGGCAGUGGUGGCAUGUGCGUGUGGCAGUGGUGGCAUGUGCGUGUGGCAGUGGUGGCAUGUGCGUGUGGCAGUGGUGGCAUGUGCGUGUGGCAGUGGUGGCAUGUGCGUGUGGCAGUGGUGGCAUGUGCGUGUGGCAGUGGUGGCAUGUGCGUGUGGCAGUGGUGGCAUGUGCGUGUGGCAGUGGUGGCAUGUGCGUGUGGCAGUGGUGGCAUGUGCGUGUGGCAGUGGUGGCAUGUGCGUGUGGCAGUGGUGGCAUGUGCGUGUGGCAGUGGUGCAUGUGCGUGUGGGCAGUGGUGGCAUGUGCGUGUGGCAGUGGUGGCAUGUGCGUGUGGCAGUGGUGCAUGUGCGUGUGGCAGUGGUGGCAUGUGCGUGUGGCAGUGGUGGCAUGUGCGUGUGGCAGUGGUGGCAUGUGCGUGUGGCAGUGGUGGCAUGUGCGUGUGGCAGUGGUGGCAUGUGCGUGUGGCAGUGGUGGCAUGUGCGUGUGGCAGUGGUGGCAUGUGCGUGUGGCAGUGUUGGCAUGUGCGUGUGGCAGUGGUGGCAUGUGCGUGUGGGCAGUGGUGGCAUGUGCGUGUGGCAGUGGUGGCAUGUGCGUGUGGCAGUGGUGGCAUGUGCGUGUGGCAGUGGUGGCAUGUGCGUGUGGCAGUGGUGGCAUGUGCGUGUGGCAGUGGUGGCAUGUGCGUGUGGCAGUGGUGCAUGUGCGUGUGGCAGUGGUGGCAUGUGCGUGUGGCAGUGGUGGCAUGUGCGUGUGGCAGUGGUGCAUGUGCGUGUGGCAGUGGUGGCAUGUGCGUGUGGCAGUGGUGGCAUGUGCGUGUGGCAGUGGUGGCAUGUGCGUGUGGCAGUGGUGGCAUGUGCGUGUGGCAGUGGUGGCAUGUGCGUGUGGCAGUGGUGGCAUGUGCGUGUGGCAGUGGUGGCAUGACAGGCAUGCAUGCAGCACGUGCUCUGCACACUGCACUCCGUUUCCUGUCCCCCCCUUCUCCACUUCUCGCCCUCCCAUUCCCCCUCAUUCCUCUCUCGCCCCAUACCCCAUGCCCCGUGCCCGUUGCCCUCGUACCUCGUUAUGGCAGCGCGGGCGCGAGUGGAGACAGAGCAGAGGGCGGGCAAGGCGUGGGCGCGCAUGUGGACUCCUUCCAGCGCCUGCUGCUCUACCUGCGUCCCCUCGCCUCCCUCUUCUCGCUGCCCCUCUCCGCCCUCCUCUCCCCCAACGCCACCCACCCACUCGCACCUCGCCUGCAGUCCCUCAUUGACGCCACGUCAGCACGCCUACAAGCCGCCUCUGCCAGCCUGGCGGCGGCCCAGUCAGCGCUGGAGUUGUCUGAGCGGCAGCUGUGGGUGCGGUGUGGCGUGCAGGCAGGGGGCACGGCGUGGGAGGAGCGGCACGACGGCGAGCUGCAGCGGUACAGAGCGGUGGCGGGGGCAGCGUUUGACAAGUGGUGCGUGGCGUGGGAAGAGGCUCGCCCCUCUCACCGCCUCACUGCUGCCCUCACUGCCCCGCCUCACCUCUGGUGGCGCCGCGGCUUGUGGGAAGGCGAGCGAGGAGCAGCUGGGGCGGAGGGUGGUGCUGCAAGCGAGAGAGGAGGGGGGGUGAAUGCAGGCAGUGCAGCAGGCGAGGGGGAAAGGGAUGCGCCCGAGAUCUCCUUUCUGCUACUGGCAGGUCCAGGAGCAGCCCAGCCUGCAUCAGCAGAGCCAGUGGCGCCAGAGCAGGUGGUGCAGCGCCUUCAUGCCUGCGCCUCCACACUGCCUCGCAUGCGCCCAGCAGCAGCAGCAGCAACAACAUCGCCCAACCCCACCCCUGAUGCUGAAACUUCUCCUUCCACUCCUCGCAUGGGCCCUCCCCUGGCGGAGCUGCUGCUGCUGCUGUCACCCGACAGCACCCACGCAGGGCAGCAGGGCGACGAGCAGGGCGAGGGGCAGCCAAGCGACGAACAAUCGGGCGAGGGGCAGCAGGCAGGUGGGGUGGAGGCGUGGCAAGAGGCGGGUCGCAGCGUUGACCCGCAGCACAUGCUCGUACUGCCGCUCGUGGCGCCGCAUGCUCAUGGUGCUGCCGUGCAGGUGAGCGGCGCAGAGGGUGGUGGCGGCGAGGCGGCGGAGGGCGGUGCGCGUGCAGCGGGGAUGGUGCCGAUGUCGGAGUGGGAGGGUUUUGACCUGCUGGCCCGCGCUGCCACUGGGCGCCUGCUGCUCCUGCUGACGUGGCGGGACCUGCCAGCUGUGAUGCAUGGGGAGGGCGAGGAGGGGUGCAAGUGGCUGGAGCAGCUGACUGCAGGGAUGGCCGAGGAUGGGCGCAUGGGGGUGGUGGGCGUGCGGACAAGCAGAGUGGAGUGGGGCGUGGGGAAGGCAGAGGAGGGGAAGGGCAAGCAAGGAGAGUGGGAGAGAGGGGUGGGUGGUGGAGCAGUGCUGGCAGCAAUGGCGCAGUGGGCUGCGGUGGGCAUGGAGAGGGAGGGGGGGGGGUGUGAGUGA